AUGAGUGAUUAUGUUUUGGAUGGUGACCAAGGAUUCCAUGGAGAUGAGUUUGUCGAUGAAAAUGAAAAGGAAGAUGUUGGCGUAACAGAGGAAAUGCAUUUUGAUGCUGAGCUGGAGGCCAUCAAAGAACGCUUCAAAGAAAUUGAAGCAGAUACCAAUAAGUUGCAUGAUUUACGCCGCGUUAUCCAAAGGUCUCCAAUCUCAAAAUCAAAUAACUCAAACAUGUCAGAUGAGGAUAAGACUGAAGUUGACUUGCGCUCUGUAUACGUUGGAAAUGUUGAUUAUGGUUCGACGGCCGAUGAACUAGAAGCACAUUUUCGUAGUUGUGGACCAAUAAACCGUGUUACUAUAUUGUGCAACAAAUUCACUGGGCACCCUAAGGGAUUCGCAUACAUUGAGUUUGAUACUCGUGACGCUGUCGAAGCGGCAAUCGCUCUGGAUGAUUCAUCUUUUCGGAGUCGGCAGUUAAAAGUUCUACCUAAACGAACAAACGUCCCUGGAAUGUCCAUGACAAAUCAUCUUCCGUUUGUUAGAGGUCGCGCACGCGGUAGAGGAAUGUCUAUUAGUUUCCGUCCAGUAUAUGCCGGCCGAAUGCGAUUCCCACGAUAUCGGCGACGUGGUACUUAUUACUUUUCUCCCUAUUAA
Molecule: messenger RNA, 645 nt
Organism: Schistosoma guineensis
Lineage: Eukaryota; Metazoa; Platyhelminthes; Trematoda; Strigeidida; Schistosomatidae
Source: the annotation of a GenBank genome assembly